This is a messenger RNA of Ooceraea biroi (clonal raider ant), 5924 nucleotides long. It is a transcript of the gene atl, whose product is annotated as atlastin GTPase. Lineage: Eukaryota; Metazoa; Arthropoda; Insecta; Hymenoptera; Formicidae. The record is from RefSeq and is a predicted model, not a curated record. Gene Ontology annotation, molecular function: GTPase activity; GTP binding.
CGCGUGCAAUCGUCGAGGUUAGGGGCGUACGUGUUUCAUCGGAUCGCGGACGCGAGCCAGCUGUGCACGAGCGGCCGCGCGACGUGCCAUGUCCAUGCCCGUUGACGUUGCUGUUUGACACUUGUCCGUGUCGUUGACACGAAUCCUCGGAUUUCCGCCCGUAAAAUUUCAUCCCUAGUUAUUAUCUUGGAUUUCGUCGACGUAAUCGCGCGAUGCGUAAAUACGCGACUCACGGUGCUGGAGGUGAUACGAGAGAAAGAGAGAGGAAGACGGAGAAAGGCAGCGAGAGUGGGAAGGUGCGACAGAGACGACAUCACAAAUUGCGACGAAGAACGCAAUGCGCGGCAUGCGUAGGUCGAGUGCAAUCGAGCGUCAAUGUACCGUCUCGAUCGAACGUGCGCGCAUAGAAUAUCAGAGCGUAGAGGUUAGCGCUCGCAUAAUAGGACACGUAAUGGAGCGUACGCGUCGCGUGUUCGGCGCGUCGUCGACGCGAGUGCGUAUUAAUAACGCGCUGACGUUGCGCCCUUUGCAAUCGCCCGGAAUAAAUAAAUGGGAGAGCUUGUCAAAAGGUGGAUGACGUAGCUGUUCGCAGCACCGGUCGGCUCGCGCAGGUGUCGCCGCGACGCGGCGACGAUCGAAAGCGCCGCGUGAAAACGAGGCAACUUCAAGCUGCUCAUCGCGUUCUGCGUGCGUGUGCGAGACUUGACGCGCGGCCUUACGUUCGAUUAGUCAGCAAGGUUAACAAUUGCACGGACUCGAGCUUUUUUGCUGCGUCGCGGGUACAUCGUACGUCACGUUGAACCGGUUACGCGAUCUUGUUCGUCAUCGCGCGUGUAAAAGUCUCGGAACAAUAUACGUUUGCUACGUUUGAAGUUUCCAGCAAUGGGGAUUGUUACACAGCGUAGAUGAGCCCAGAAGGCCUCGAUGACGACCCUCGACGAGAACGUGAACCGCGUACUGCGACAACAGCAUAAGACAAUCGACAGUAUGGAUUAUUUGGGAAAGAACGAUCGGAUAGAAAGAAUCGCGCCAAUGGACACGAAAAAGCAAAAUUCAAUGGAUGGAGGACGGCCUGUCCAAGUGGUACUUGCCCAUCCAGAUCAUACCUUCGAAUUAGAUGAAGAAGCAUUGUCAGAAAUUCUUUUAGAUGACGACGUGAAAGAUAGAAGUGUGGUUGUGGUAUCUGUUGCAGGUGCCUUCAGGAAAGGCAAAAGUUUCCUUCUUGACUUUUUCCUUCGUUACAUGAACAGCAAGUAUCCGUUACACGAUGAUAACGACACCUUACACAGUAACAUCGACACCUGGCUGGGCGCCGAGGACGAACCUCUGAGUGGUUUCUCAUGGAGAGGUGGCUCCGAGAGGGAUACCACGGGAAUAUUAAUGUGGUCGAAGGUUUAUCGCGCCACCUUGCCGAAUAAAGAAAAGAUCGCUGUGAUUCUCAUGGAUACCCAGGGCGCGUUUGACAGCCAGUCGACGGUGCGGGACUGCGCGACGGUGUUCGCGUUGAGCACGAUGCUGUCGUCCGUGCAAAUCUACAAUUUAUCGCAGAACAUCCAGGAAGACGAUUUGCAACAUCUGCAGCUGUUCACCGAGUACGGUAGACUGGCGUUGGAAAAUUCCGACAGCACACCUUUCCAGAGAUUGCAAUUCUUAGUGAGGGACUGGGUCUACCCGUACGAGGCCGAUUACGGCGCGGACGGCGGAAAACAAUUGCUCGACAAGAGAUUGGAGAUCUCCGAUAGACAACACCCGGAAUUGCAGAGCUUGCGGAAGCACAUCAAGUCCUGUUUCUCGGACAUAUCGUGCUUCCUCAUGCCGCAUCCGGGUCUCGAGAUUGCGACGAAUCCGCGAUUUGAUGGCAGAUUAUCCGAGAUACAGUCGGAAUUCAAGAAACAGCUGAAGGUACUUAUUCCGAUGAUACUGGCGCCGCAAAAUCUGGUCACCAAGAAGAUCAAUGGUCAGGACGUGAAAGCGAAGGAUCUGUUGGAGUACUUCAAGAGUUACAUCAAUCUUUACAAGGGGGACGAACUUCCCGAGCCGAAAAGCAUGCUUGUGGCCACAGCAGAAGCUAACAAUUUGACGGCCGUAGCCGAAGCUAAGGACUCGUAUCUUAAAAUGAUGGAAAACGUGUGUGGUGGAGCGAAACCAUUCCUAGCGACAGCGCACUUGGAAUCGGAGCAUCAGCAUUGUAUGGACAUGGCUCUUCGUCAAUUUCAGAAUAAACGAAAAAUGGGUGGCGAAGAAUUCAGUCAAAUAUACAUGGAAAAAUUGAUUAAGGACAUGGAUGAUUCUUUCUUGCAAUUCAAGGCACACAACGAGAGCAAAAAUAUCUUUAAAGCAGCGAGAACGCCAGCGGUGUUCUUCGCGAUUGCCGUUACCAUGUACAUCUUGUCCGGAAUAUUUGGUCUGGUUGGUCUAUACACGUUAGCAAAUGUGUGCAACCUCAUUAUGGGCAUCGGUCUCCUCACGCUCGUCUUAUGGGCAUACAUAAGGUACAGCGGAGAAUUUAGAGAAAUUGGCACGCAAAUAGACGACUUAGCUAGCACAAUAUGGGAAAAUUGCACUAAUGAAAAACGAUAUUUGAGAAAGGUCUGGCUAUGCGCUCAUCUUAGUUAUAAAAUAACGUAUAAAUUAAGAUACCUAAUCCUGUCCAUUAUCGUAAUUGUAUUUACAGUACCUAUAUGUCAUUUUACUUAUCUCGAUCUUCGUAGACAUGGCUAUAUCUGAUCCCACGCUUUUCUUCCCGUUUAAUUUCAAUUUUCUUGAAUUAUUUGAGUCUCGAUUUGCUUGUCGGCACUCUUUUACAUUUCUUACACUUCCCCCAUGCAAAUUUCGCAAAUUCUUUUCUCAGAAAUUGUCAUGCUUCUUCAAGCAUGAUUAUUAAUAUCAUUAUUUUAUCGUUUCUUUCUUUAUUCCUGUCAUAAGCUGAGUGCUAACAGGAGUAAAUAUCGGAAAGGUAUGGCAUUUGAUUACAUAUACAAUCAAAUAUUUAGUAACUAUUAGCAUUGAUCAAAUAUUACAAUCGAUAACUAAAAACUGCGCGUAACUGUUCUCAUCUUUUCUCUGUCUCACAUUAAGUGCCAUAAAAGAUGCAAUACGAGACACGUGAAAUGUAUUUAAAAUGGAAGAAAACACCGAGAGAAACACAUUAUCUUAAUUAUGUGAUAUAUAUAUAUAUAUAUAUAUAUAAAAUAGUAUAAUCGUUGCAAAAUUGUACACAGUAAUGAUGUAAAAAAUUCUUUUUUACUUUUGUUCAGUUCAUGAAGCCACUCUACCAACAAUUUGUGGAGAAGUCAGUGUCUGUAGCAGUGGCGCAGGCUGCUGAAAUAGCGGUGACAAAUUCAACAAUGAACGCCACUGCCACUGCCAAUGGCAAGCCUAAAUUCUCGUAAUAUUUCAUUCCCACAAUGUUCCGCAAUUUGUUCAAAUGGAUCGAAGCACUGCAUCCGUAUAUGUGUUAAGUGGCAUAACGAAAUUUUAUAAUACAUUAUUCUCUGACACAUUACCAUGAAUAGUUUUCUCUCUGUUUAAAUCGGAUUAAACGUUAUGGCUUGAACGGACUAAUUUGAAAUGACUGUGAAUGUAUAUACAAUGUACUCUAAUCAUAAAACAGCGUUAGAUUGGUGGAAAUCGUGGUUACUAGCACAUAAUCCUUGGUAUGAUAUUGUUAUAAAAAUAAAGUCUUAUCUUGGUGAGAGAUAUUAUUGUAGCUUGAUCUAAAAGUUUUAUCACGGGGAUGUUAAUAUAUUUGAAGUUGAUGCAAAUUACCUAUAAAGUAGAGAAGUGCAUUUGUGAAAACGUUACGCGCGAAAAGUCUAGAAAAAUAAGUCUCUCUCUAUAUAUAUGUAACAAUUUCUCCUUUUCUAUUAAAAUACACACGGUCCUCCUGUUAUACCCCCAUUACGUCGAAAGUGCAUUUUGCAAUUCUCUUUUCUUUCUUUUUUUUUUAUACAGACAGAAUUCUGUUUUGCACAGUAUUCUUAAGACUACGUUCUUGUUAGUUUUGUGUUAUUUAUGUGUGUGUUUGGACUAACAAAGUUCAGAUUUUGUUUGUGCCAGAAACUCUCUACAUCGGUUAUUGUAUUGUACUAUUAUUUAAUAAAAGAGAGAAUGUACAUAUUAUACGAUGUUAUUUGCAUUCGACAUAUAUAGUUUGAGAAACGUGAUAAAGAUACUACUUAGACCUUAUUUAAUUAUAUGACAUAUUUCAUGCGCCAUAUAUUGUUGUAGCAUAUGACUUUAUUAAAUGCAAUAUCUCGAAGUUGCCCGAUGCUAUUAAUCUACUUAAGAAUAACAUAAUUUUACUUACCACCAUCACACACGCUAUUAGCGGUCGAAGUUGCGUCGUAGAUGUAUCGGACUUUAUUUCCUCUAUUACUCAUUGGAUAAAAUUAAAGACAGACUUCUUUUGUUUAAUAUUUUUUGUUCGUUUUCUUUUUUUAAAUUUUAUUUGUGAUACUGUUCAUAUUACGUGAAAAUUUAUGACUUUAUACGUACCAUGUAACAAAUAAACUGUUUUAGCCUGUUAUAUGUAUUUUAGCCAAUGAGUAAUUAGGUAAUAGAAUAUGUAGUGUGCAUGUAUUGAAAUUACCAGACCUUGCCAAGCGAUUAAUAAUGUACUUUAUGUAUUUGGUUUAACAUGCAUGUGAUAGAGUUACGUGUUUAUCUGCGUUUAUAACUCGCAAAUAAUUUUUGUUUUUUAAAUGCACGAAAUCCAUUGACAAAUUGUAAUAUUUAUUUGAGAAAUUUUAUCAUAAAUUAGGAUAAUUAUCACUGAAUUACUGAAUACGAAACGUGCAUUACUGCUGUAGAGACAUAAAUGUGACUAAUGUCAAAUUGAAAGAUAGGUAUUUUGCAUUUUUUUCAGUCAUGACAAAAAUAAAAGGAGUACACUUGGUGACGGUUUUAGUAACAUUCUAGUAUAUUUAAGUGUUUUUUUUUAUCACCACGAGAUAUUUGCUUCAUGGAGAUGUACAUAAAAAAAGCGAGCUCAUUUUUAUAUAUUAAAACGUAACUAUUGAUUUAGAUGCGAUAUGAUGUAACUUUUAAAAAGAGUUUUCGUUCCUCUCUAAAAACAUAUAUUAUUUCACAGCUUCAUUAACAGAUAUAAAUACUGCUGUAAACACAGGCAGGCAGCUUAAGAAAUAUUCUUUAUUAAUUUACAUUUGGUUUUUAUUGGCUGAGGUAUAAUAUAUAUAUAUAUAUAAAUGGGUAAACAGCUUUGUAUUAUUAAGAUAGUUAUAUAGUUUGCCAUCUCAUUGUGCUUUAUAUAGGAUGGAUGUGCAUAGAAUUCUAGAAGUAGAAGUCCGUAGAAACGCAUCGUUAAGAAGGUGCCAUUGAUUGUAAUUCUGGGUUUAUAAGACUUUCUAAGUCAUGUGUCCUGCACUGAAUUUAUUUGCUGAUCUUGUAGAAAUUUCGAAAUUCCAUUUAUUAAGUAAAUAAGUUCAGCACGUGAUGCAUGUGUUAUUCUAAGUGUACGAUUAAGUUCAACAAUUGCAAUUGACAUUUAAAUCGCUAUCCUUUUUAGCACUCAUUAUUGAAACACAUUUUUUUACGUUGGAACCAGAGUUAUUGCCCCAGGCAAUUUUAUAAAAUAACUGAAAACUACGAUAUAUGUGAAUUAUAUGAUUUCGAGUCACUUGCAGAUGUUAUUUGUUAUUUAAAUGGAGCUUGUAACGUCUUACAUAAUUUUACAGAAUUGUAACGUGUGUAAUUAGAAAUAUAUAUAAAGAUGAUAUGAAUAAUUUAUAGAUCGCGACUAUUGAACAGAGUUACCUUAAUUGAAUAUAUUUUGUAUCAUAAAGAAAUUUGUUUAGGAUGCAUAAUAAUAGUUUGCUGCACGCGCAGUUUUACCCUUCAGCCAUCCAUUUUAUACUAAUAUUGUAAUAGAAAUUAUAUGGAAUAAAUAAUCCAGAUGUAUCGAC